Messenger RNA from Eutrema salsugineum, 261 nucleotides. RefSeq names its product defensin-like protein 291. The transcript has 3 exons. The record is from RefSeq and is a predicted model, not a curated record. Lineage: Eukaryota; Viridiplantae; Streptophyta; Magnoliopsida; Brassicales; Brassicaceae. The coding region runs from base 1 to 261 and encodes 86 amino acids.
AUGGCGGCAUCAAAAACAACAAUCUUCAUAGUUUUCCUUCUUUAUCUCUCAUGCGCAUUGUUGGUGAGCCCCUCUGGAAUUCAAGCUCAUAGGUCAUGCCGGAAUGGACAUUGCAUUUGUGAGCGGCUAAAAGCCGAGAUUGAGCCGACCAAGACAAUAAGGUGUAAAACGGACCGUGAUUGUCCCGAUUCUCGUAAAUGCCCUAUUAAAGACUACUAUUACUCUUGUCUUCAUGGAGAAUGUACUUGUAGAACAGUAUAA